Protopolystoma xenopodis is the source of this 894-nucleotide messenger RNA. The record is from the annotation of a GenBank genome assembly. NCBI's taxonomy places the organism in Eukaryota, Metazoa, Platyhelminthes, Monogenea, Polystomatidea, Polystomatidae.
AUGCUUGGUAUGUCCGUAGCCAAGUCCCCUUAUAUAAUGCCAAUCUGCCUGCCGGGAUUCGGCACCUGUCGAAUCGCCUUCUGCCAAGAGUCCUUAAACCGUCACUUUGCUGCCUCCACUCGUGACUUCAGUCGCAUCUCCGCCUGUACCACCCCACCAGUUCUGAUGGAGUCCUUGCUUGAGUUUGAAACGGAGAGGCCCAUCGUGCCCCAGACCCGAUUCCCGGCGAGAGGCGGUGGCCUGACGCCUACGAAGUUGUGCCAAAAGGUGGCAGCCGGUGUUGCGUUCGGUCGGCAGUCGAAUGAGAAGGCGACUCAAGCGUCGGAAGGCUGCUCGCCGAGGUCUCAUAUGACGUCUCGAUCAUCAGGAGAAGAUGAAUUAGCGUCAAUCCACUCCAGGCCGGCCGGAAACAGGGUUGCCGAGGCCAUAGAAACCGAAGAAAUGAGUGCAAAUGUACCGAAGACUAGAGAGUCAGGCGGGCUACAUCGAAGAUUGCAUAACCUUAAUUUCGGCCGGAACAACGAGCAAGAAGCGGACGUGAGAGAGGCUGAUUCAACCACGGGUCUGGCCGCCUGUGUUGCCUGGCCGACAGAAACGCUGAUAUUGGACGAGACUGAUACCAUUAAAAUGGCCGACCAACCUCUUAAGGAUGCAACCCUCGGUCGACCAAGAGCCAUGGUCGAAGAAGAAGUGGCCGAUGUGUACACAAAUUGUGAGGCUGCGACUGAUAUUGCCCAUCAGGCAAGUGGUUGUGAGGCCAGAUCGGACCUCUUAAGUGAGCCGCAAAAACGGCUGAGACGAAUUUUUCUGGUGCGAACAAUCAGCGUCCCAGCCAGCAUGUCGACGAAUGAUGAGGAGAAAGUGCCGAAAGAGGUAGGCUUUAAGGCAGUGUGA